This is a messenger RNA of Sardina pilchardus (European sardine), 4393 nucleotides long. Its product is annotated as NACHT, LRR and PYD domains-containing protein 12-like. Gene Ontology annotation, biological process: intracellular signal transduction. Lineage: Eukaryota; Metazoa; Chordata; Actinopteri; Clupeiformes; Clupeidae. The record is from RefSeq and is a predicted model, not a curated record. Gene Ontology annotation, molecular function: protein binding. The coding region runs from base 46 to 3438 and encodes 1130 amino acids. The transcript is spliced from 12 exons.
UUCCAUCAUGAGAGGCCUCCAUCACCUGUGCCCACUUGUGUGUCCAUGAAGAGUGACAAGUCAGAGGAUCGCCACAUAAACUUCAAACACGAUGUCACAGAUGGAACAAGAGACCAACAUGAAGGAAGCAAACCUGAUGGCGUCAGUGACCAGUUGACCCAGGAGGACCUCAAGCGCGUAUUCCAGGUGCUUGAGGAGAAGAUCAUCACCUUUGUGAAGAAUGAGUUGAAGAGAUUGAGGGAGAUUGUGAGUCCAGAUUACCAAGAAAACUUUGAGGGUAAAGAGCAACAUGAGAGUGAUGCCAGAGAAGGGGCUCUCAAGAUGGCACUGCACUUCCUGAGGAACAUGAAGCAGAAAAGUAUUAUUGACAAACUGCAAGAAAAUCAACAGGAUGUAGUCUGUCAAACGGAACUGAAGAGAAAUCUCAACAACAAGUACCGGAGUGUGUUUGAAGGAAUACCCAAGGAAGGGAGCUCUGCUCUGCUAGAAAAGAUCUACACAGAGGUCUACAUCACAGAGGGAGGAAGUGGAAAAGUAAAUGAGGAGCAUGAAGUCAGGCAAAUUGAGUCCAUAUCCAAGAGACCAGCAGGACAGGAGACAUCAAUCAAAUGCAGAGACAUCUUUAAGCCCUUACCUGGUCAAGACAAACCAAUCCGACAAGUCAUCACAAAGGGAGUAGCUGGCAUUGGCAAAACUGUCUCAGUUCAAAAGUUCAUCCUGGACUGGACUGAGAGAAAAGAAAACCAAGAUAUCCACUUCAUAUUUCCGCUGCCUUUUCGGGAGCUCAACACCCUGAAAGAAAAACAUCUUUCAUUGAUUGAUCUUCUCCACCACUUUUUCAGUGGUGCAGCAGUCGAGCAGUUAACUUUUCCCAGCCUGGGGAAACACAAAGUGUUAUUCAUCUUUGAUGGUCUAGAUGAAUGUCGACUCCAACUAGACUUCUGGAGAAAUGAAAUAUUGACUGAAGUGACAGAGACCAUGUCAUUGGAUGUUCUCCUGACAAAUCUCAUCAAGGGUAAUCUGCUUCCCUCUGCUCUCCUUUGGAUCACUUCUCGACCAGCAGCAGCCAAUCGAAUUCCGCCUGAGAAUAUUGACAGAGUCACAGAAGUACAAGGGUUCAGCGACCCUCAGAAGGAGGAGUACUUCAGAAGGAGAAUAUGUGAUCAGAAACUUGCCAGCAAAGUAAUUUCUCAUAUUAAAUCAUCAAGAAGCCUCCACAUUAUGUGCCACAUACCAGUGUUUUGCUGGAUUGCUGUAAACGUUCUUGAGGUUCUUCUUGAGAUGCAUGGAGUUGAGCAAGUUCCAAAGACUUUGACAGAGAUGUACACAUUUUUCCUUGUAUUUCAAACCAAGCAGAGAAGUAUGAAGUUUGAAGGAGUUCAUGACACAGAUCCACAGUGGAACCGGGCUAGUCUUCUUGCUCUUGGAAAGUUGGCCUACAAUCAGCUGGAGAAAGGGAACCUGAUAUUUUAUGAAGAUGACCUGAUUGACAGUGGUAUUGAUGUUAAAGAAGCAGCAGUACAUUGUGGAAUUUGCACCCAGAUCUUUCAAGAAGAGUCAGGCCUUCAUCAAGAAAAGUUGUACUGUUUUGUGCACCUGAGCAUCCAGGAAUACCUUGCAGCUUUGUAUGUGAUCCUGAUGUUUACAACUGAAGGGAAAGAUCUCUUGUCCCCUCAGCAGGCCUCCGGAGCUGUUGACAGCAGACCAGUGUACAAAUCCAUGACCACUUUGCAGAAGAGUGCCGUGGAUAAAGCCUUGGAGCAUGAAGAUGGGCACUUUGAUCUUUUCCUCCGUUUCCUUCUUGGCCUCUCUCUGGAAUCCAACCAGAGACUCCUACGUGGCCUACUGAAGAAAGUACACAAUGAAGGCAAAGAGGAAAUAACCAGUUACAUAAAGACAAAGAUCAGGGAGAUUCCAUCAUCAGAAAGAGUUAUCAACCUGUUUCACUGUCUGAAUGAAGUCAAUGAUCACUCCUUAGUGGCGGAGGUCCAGAGCUUUUUGAGUGCAGGGACACUUUCAGCAGGCAAACUCUCAUCCGCACAGUGGUCAGCUCUUCUGUUUGUGCUUCUGACAUCAGAAGAAAAACUGGAUGUGUUUGACUUGAAGAAGUACAGCAGGUCUGAUGAAUGUCUCCUAAGGCUGCAACCAGUAAUGGAGGAGUGCCAAACGGCUCUGCUGAACAGUUGUCGGCUCACUGAGAGUAGCUGUGCACAUCUGGCAUCUGUUCUCACCAAAGUGUCUUCAAAGCUGAAAAAUCUGGACCUCAGUGACAACAAUAUUGGCGACAUUGGGGUCCAAGAAUUAUGUUGUGGACUGGGUAACCCAAACUGUGCACUGGAGACACUCAGGCUGUCUGAUUGCAGUAUCACAGAGAAGGGCUAUUCUGGUCUGUCUUCAGCCCUGAGGUUAAAUCCCAGAUCCUUCAGAGAGCUUGAUCUCAGAGGAAAUGAUCCAGGGGCAUCAGGAGUUAAACUGCUUUUAGACCUGAAGGAGGAUCCACAGUGUACACUGAGAAAUAUCCAGUUCCUGAAGAGUAGUGCUGCUGAGGAAGCCUGUGCUGCUGUGGCUUCAGCUGUGGGUUCAAACCCCUUACUCAUGACUGAGCUGGAUCUGAGUUACCGCAUAUCAGGAGUCUUGGGAGUGACUUGGCUGUGUGCUUUACUGCAGGAUCCCCACUGUACACUGCAGACAUUACGCAUGGAUAACUGCAGUAUUGGAGAGGAAGGCUUCAGAGCUCUCGCAUCAGCACUGAUAUCAAACCCCUCACACAUGAGAGAGCUGCAGCUGAGAGUGAAUAGAGCAGGAGACUCAGGAGUGAAGCAUCUUCGUUCUCUUCUGCAGGAUCCCAACUGUAAACUGGAGAAACUAGAUCUGUCAGGCUGCAGUAUUGGAAAGGAAGGCUUCAGAGCUCUUGCAUCAGCACUGAGAUCAAACCCCUCACACAUGAGAGAGCUGCAGCUGAGUGUGAAUAGAGCAGCAGGAGACUCAGGAGUGAAGCAUCUUUGUUCUCUUCUGGAGGAUCCCAACUGUAAACUGGAGAAACUACAUCUGUCAGGCUGCAGUAUUGGAGAGGAAGGCUUCAGAGCUCUUGCAUCAGCACUGAGAUCAAACCCCUCACACAUGAGAGAGCUGCAGCUGAGUUGGAAUGGAGCAGGAGGAGACUCUGGAGUGAAGCAUCUUUGUUCUCUUCUGGAGGAUCCCAACUGUAAACUGGAGAAACUACAUCUGUCAUGCUGCAGUAUUGGAAAUGAAGGUUUCAGAGCUCUUGCAUCAGCACUGAGAUCAAACCCCUCACACAUGAGAGAGCUGCAGCUGAGUAGGAAUAAAGCAGGAGCCUCAGGAGUGAAGCAUCUUUCAUCUCUUCGGGAGGAUCCCAACUGUUAUCUGGAGAAACUAAACCUGGACGAUCAGGAGAAUGACGGCUGUUUACUGAGCUGAAGAACAAUCUAAACUCUACACACCUACAAAUACACAGAUUCUAAUGAAUCCAUCUCAUUGUAUUUGUGAAAAGUGAAGGUCUCACUUUUUCCAAACUCACUGUUAUAGCCUGUUAUCACAUUCACCAACUGGUGUCGUCUCAGACUCUGCAACAGUUGCGACCACUAAGAUUCAUACAAUUACCGUUUAAAACAGCCACAUGCCAGUUCAGUAAACCUCAUGUAUUCACCAUGUUACAUAGAAAGUGUGUGUAUUGAUGAAGUGUGUGUAUAAAUAGUGUUUUUGUUGUUUGUUAUAUUAUAAGUGAUGAUUGGACAACAUCAUCAUAUUUGUUUAACUGCCAUUAAUUGCUGAAUUGGGUUAAUCGGGAUCAAUCACAUAUUUUAUUAUUAUUUUGCAUUCCUGAACUUUCCAGAACUCCAUAUUAAAGGCGCUCUAAGCGAUGUUGCGUGGUUUGUAAGCUUCAACAUUUGUUGUCACACACCAUCUGCUAACUGUCUCUGCUGAAAAACUGAAACCAUAAGGACCUCCCUAACCUCUCUUCAUCUGUACCCACUCCACGAGUCUGUCCAAGCACAUCAGAAUCACUGGAGAUGGGUCUCAAGAGUCGUUUUGUAUUGUGAGAUCACCAUCAAGGCCAUCUUAGUCUAGUAGCUUUGGGAUGUUGAAGUUUUCAGGGCAUACACUUCUGAAAAGUGCAUUUGAAGUGACUGUAUUGCUCUGAACCUCUUGUUGCAUAAGAUUGAAUCCAGUCCUGGGAGCCCCAUGCUCACAAUGCACUGUGCCGCCUUCAACACUCGGUUUAGGUCAGGUCUCUCAGCAGCAGUGCCGUGCAGGUUUCAGCAUGUGUCUCAGCAUCUUAGAGUAUAGAAAGCAGAUGUUGGGUCUCCGUUCGGGUCCGUUCUGAUUUGCUGUCCGUCUUUUUGGCUACAAUAAAUAUUUCUUUUGCAUCAGA